This is a messenger RNA of Leptosia nina, 1020 nucleotides long. The record is from the annotation of a GenBank genome assembly. Lineage: Eukaryota; Metazoa; Arthropoda; Insecta; Lepidoptera; Pieridae.
AUGCUACGAGCAAUAAUAUUAACGUUACUCGUGAUAUCUACGUUGACGAGCGGAAGCCCCGUGAAAAGUAAACGCAAUGGUUUACGAAAAUUUCCCGAUACUUUCCGUUUUGGAACUGCGACAGCAUCUUACCAAGUUGAAGGCGCUUGGAAUGUUGACGGAAAGACUGAAAACAUUUGGGAUCGUCUGAGUCACACAAAACCCCGAGAAGGCGGCGAAAUCGGUAUUGUUAUGAGUGCUGGUUGGAUCGAACCGGAAUCGGAGGAGCAUGCUGAAGCAGCUAACGACGCUUUACAAUUUGACUUAGGCCAAUACGCUCAUCCAAUAUUUUCCGAAAAUGGCGACUGGCCGCAAGUAAUGAAGGACUACAUCUCAGCCAAAAGUGCAGCGCAAGGAUUCUACAGAUCACGGCUGCCACAGUUUACUGCAGAAGAAGUAGCUUUAAUAAAAGGCUCCUCCGACUUCUUUGGACUUAAUCAUUACACGACAACAAUAGCAUAUAGGAACGAAUCUUUGGAUGGUCUACAUCCUUCUCCUUCUUAUCCCGAUGAUAUGAACACUGGUCAAUAUCAGCCCUCUAAUUGGGUUGGGUCGUAUCCUGGUACUACGUGGUUAAAGGUAGUACCUUGGGGUUUCCGUAAACUUUUAAACAAAAUCAGGGAGGAGUACGGUAAUCCCCCCGUUUAUAUAACUGAAAAUGGCUGUGCAACUGGAGUUGGCUUGAUGGACGAUAACAGAGUGGCGUAUUAUAAAGCGUACUUAGCUUCUAUGAUGGACGCAAUGGACGAAGGAUGCGAUGUACAGCUUUACACUGCCUGGAGUCUCAUGGAUAAUUUCGAGUGGUAUUUUGGAUAUGAUGAUCGUUUUGGCCUGUAUGAAGUGGACUAUAAUGUCGAAGAGCGUACCCGUACUCCACGCAAGUCUGCCUACUUUUACAAAGAAUUGCUUCGCACGCGCACUCUCGACCCUAGCUACGAACCAGACAUGUCGAUCCCUAUGGAAAUCGACAUUGGCCAUUAA